Messenger RNA from Lontra canadensis (Northern American river otter), 1397 nucleotides. RefSeq names its product hydroxylysine kinase (gene HYKK). NCBI's taxonomy places the organism in Eukaryota, Metazoa, Chordata, Mammalia, Carnivora, Mustelidae. The record is from RefSeq and is a predicted model, not a curated record. The transcript is spliced from 5 exons. Bases 40 to 1302 code for a protein of 420 amino acids. Gene Ontology annotation, molecular function: amino acid kinase activity.
CGUUACCUACAGCUUAUUGGUUUGUUUUCCCGAGACGUAAUGUCACACGGAGACGAUCAGCAAUCCCAGGCUCUUGCCAAGCCUACUUUCAGUGACGUACAAGCCUCUGCAUUAGUGCAAUCGGUAUUUGGGUUAAAAGUUUCCAAGAUCCGGCCACUUCCCAGCUAUGAUGACCAAAACUUUCAUGUGUGCAUUUCGAGUGCCAAAGACACCGCAGAUGAGCCAACGGAGUACGUCCUUAAGAUAAGCAACACCGAGUCGAGCAGGAGCCCAGAGCUGAUUGAAGUGCAGAGCCACGUCAGCAUGUUCCUGAGAGCUGCCGGCUUCCCCACGGCCUCUGUGCAUCCGACUGCAGGAGGCCACCUCAGCUCUCUCGUGUCCGUAGAUGGCGGCUCUGGAGUCGCAGGCUACCUGCUGAGGCUGCUGUCCUACCUCCCGGGGACGCCUGUGGCCGAGAUCCCCAGCAGCCCCCAGCUGCUGUACGAGGUCGGGAGGCUCGCCGGCAGACUGGAUGAGACCCUGCAGAAAUUCCAUCACCCAAAGUUAAGUCAUCUUCGUCGGGAGAACUUCAUUUGGAAUCUGAAAAACGUCCCUCUUCUGGAGAAGUACCUGGAUGCCUUGGGCCAGAGCCAAAACCGGGAGAUUGUCAUACAGGUCAUCCAGCUGUUCAAGGACGAAAUCCUGACCAAACUACGUCACUUCCGAGAGUGCAAAAUAGGGUUUGACUCUACCUCUGGACUGCUCAUCACAGCUGAGUGGCGGUGCCCCAGGAACAGGAAACGGGCAGAGAAGGAGCUGGGGAAUUUCAUGUUUGCCCGUGGCUUGAUUUUUCUCCUUGUAGGUGUCAAUCAUGGAGAUCUUAAUGACCAUAAUAUUUUAGUGGAGCCCAGCAAGUCAGCCUUUGGCGAUGCCGUGUACCACGUGUCUGGCAUUCUGGACUUUGGUGACAUGAGCUACGGCUACUACGUGUUCGAAGUGGCCAUCACCAUCAUGUACAUGAUGAUUGAGAGCAAGAGUCCGCUGCACGUGGGAGGUCACGUCCUUGCAGGCUUUGAGAGCGUCAUCCCGCUGACGCCCGUGGAGAGGAGUGCCUUGUUUCUGCUCGUGUGUGGGCGCUUUUGCCAGUCCCUGGUCAUCGCAGCACACUCUUGCCAGCUACACCCAGAGAACAAGGACUAUCUCAUGAUUACUGCGAAAACCGGCUGGAAGCGCUUGCAAGAGAUGCUUGACAUGGGCCAGAAGGCUGUGGAGGAAAUCUGGUUUGAAACUGCCAGGUCCUAUGACUCGGGGGUCUCCAUGUGACUCAGGGAACCUUCACGUGAGCUCUGAUCGUGGAAAACCCAAGGGGACCAAAUCAAAUUCCAUGAAAGUUUUUCCUGCUCGGUGAGAAAUGAGCU